Molecule: messenger RNA, 2082 nt
Organism: Cololabis saira (Pacific saury)
Lineage: Eukaryota; Metazoa; Chordata; Actinopteri; Beloniformes; Belonidae
Gene: rassf7a
Product: Ras association domain family member 7a
Exons: 6
Coding region: 507-1844 (445 amino acids)
Biological process (GO): signal transduction
Source: RefSeq, a predicted model, not a curated record
GCAGCGCAGACACACACACACACACACACACACACACACACACACACACACACUCACACACACACACACACACACAGAUCUCUGGCAGUAUCUCGAAUCUCACUUCUGGUGAGGACACCCAGUAAGAAGGGCAUUCUUGAGGCAGCCGGCGGCAAAAAGGCAGCAGGACAGAACAAAGAAGUUGAGGAAACCCUUAAACCUUUACGCGACCACAUCUGACUGCCUUUGACCUCCGCCGGACUCACACACUCCUCACACACGCACACACUCGCGGGCUGACUUGCACACCAGCCGCACAACCGGCUCUUCUCCCCAGUUAAAAGUCAAGGAUUUUUCUGACUGAGGUAGAGAGAAGGAGAGAAUAAGAGCACGCCGGAAAUUUAACCCAUCAAAGAGCAAAGGAUCCUCUUUCUCGAGGGCAUGCAAUGAUAAGCUGUGUGAAGCCAAGCUGAGCCGAUCUCUGUAGAGAACCAUCAUAUCAUUCACCCUGUUCUGCCUGGUCCCAGAUGGAGCUCAAAGUGUGGGUGGAUGGAGUGGUGCGGGUGGUGUGCGGCCUUUCGGAGGAGACCUCUUGCCAGGAUGUUGUCAUUGCUUUGGCACAGGCCAUCGGACAGACAGGCCGAUAUGUUCUUAUCCAGCGUCUGAGGGACACAGAGAGACAGCUGCUGGCCACAGAGAAGCCGCUGCAGUCCCUGGCGAAGUUGGGCCAGCAUGGCAAUGAAGUUCAGUUCUUCCUGCGUCGCACUGGCCCAAGCACCAGUGAUUCACCUAGUUCAAAACAGGAGAGAACAACUCCCGUUCCACUGCCCAAGCAUCCUGAACCAGAGCCUUUGAAACAACGUAAUCAGCCUAAGAAAGCCCUUACCUUUAACUUGGGGCCAUCCACUUCCCCUAAAACUAAGACCAAACAGUUUAAGAGAUCUCCUCGGGACUCUCCAGAGCAAAGAGCCUCCCCAUCUCUUUCACCCAGCCCCGUGUCCCCUCAUGUGCCAUCCCUUUCUCCUUCACCACCCGUAGGCCCAUCAAAAGACGAGGUCUUUAGGAAAGUUCUUCAGCAGCAAGAGCGACUAAGAACCAUUGAGGAUCAGCUAGAAGCCAUAGAGAGGGAUUCACAUUCCAGGGAACAUCCAUAUCCCUCCCCAAGUCCCUCACCAGUCUCUGAUGUUCGCUUGCAAGAAGAGAUGGACGCUUUAGAGCAAGCAAUGCGUAGGAACCAGUCCGAGCUCGCCCAUGAGCAGUACUGGGAGGAGGAACUUCAAGCAGAGAUAGAGAAUGAGCGGGGAAUGAGGAGGAAGCUGGGGGAGCUCCAUGCCAAGCUGGACGACUGCGGAAGACGGCUCCAUGAGUUCUCAGUUCGCUCUGCUCAGCUGGAACAAGAGAUCCAGAGGGAGAGCCAGGCAGAGGGCAAAGCCAACGCGCCUAAGGAGUCUCUUGAUGCUGUGACGGCAGAGCUACUGAGCCGGGAGAGGCACGGGACAGAGCUGGAGGAGCACCUAUCUGAGACUGACAAGGCUCUGGGGAAGGCAGAGUCUCUGCUGCAGGCCAAACAAGAGGAGCUGGAGGAGUUGAAUAAGGAGCUGAGGCAGUGUAACCUGCAGCAGUUUAUUCAGCAGGCAGCUGUCCUGCCAGCACAUACCCACUCACGUACAGAUCUGCAGGAGCAGUUGGAAAUGGCACAGUUUCUGCAAGAAGGCUAUAUAAAUGGCCGCAGUUUAACCCCGGUGGACUCUCCUCCUCGCCCUACUGCCAAACAGUUCCUGGGACACCCGCGAAAUCUACAAAACCCUCUAGUGUCCAGUCUCAACCCUGAGGUCCUGACAUCCCGAGAGUCGUCAUGGAGAUAAAACAUGGACCACAGGGCCACGGGAAAGUUGAUCACUGUUCUGUCAACAUCACCUCUAAUUUAACCAUUUUGUAACCCAUUCAUUCCUUAUUCAAUCUGCCAUUUGCAUUCUGUAUAUAUGUGACAAAUAUUUACAGUUUUGCUACUAUAAAAACUUUAUGUAUCUGUAUGAAAUGUAAAAAUAUUUAGGAAACUUUGACCUUAUAGAGAUUAUGACUAUGUAUUUAAAUAUAAUAAAA